Messenger RNA from Castor canadensis (American beaver), 1350 nucleotides. RefSeq names its product zinc finger protein like 1 (gene Zfpl1). Gene Ontology annotation, cellular component: Golgi apparatus. Lineage: Eukaryota; Metazoa; Chordata; Mammalia; Rodentia; Castoridae. The record is from RefSeq and is a predicted model, not a curated record.
GAGACGUGGCAGCGGAUGGAUAAUCAGAGCAGUCGGGGCUAAGCUGGCCAGAGUUGGGAUUACGAGUGAGCACAGUCACUGUCCGUCCGCGCUUCGAACCACUGCUCGCGCCUGUCUGGACCGGUGCCGCGGCGGAUCAGUAAUACCGAGAGUGGGGGGUCGGUCAUGGGACUUUGCAAGUGCCCUAAGAGGAAGGUGACCAACCUGUUCUGCUUCGAACACCGAGUGAACGUCUGCGAGCACUGCCUGGUAGCCAACCACAGCAAGUGCAUCGUCCAGUCCUACUUGCAGUGGCUUCAAGAUAGUGACUACAACCCUAACUGCCGCCUGUGCAACACACCACUGGCCAGCCGCGAGACGACCCGCCUCAUCUGCUAUGAUCUCUUCCACUGGGCCUGCCUCAAUGAACGUGCUGCCCAGCUGCCCCAAAACACGGCGCCUGCUGGUUACCAGUGCCCCAGCUGCAAUGGCCCCAUCUUCCCCCCAAGUAACCUGGCUGGCCCUGUGGCCUCUGCACUGAGAGAGAAGCUGGCCACAGUCAACUGGGCCCGGGCAGGACUGGGCCUCCCUUUGAUUGAUGAAGUGACAAGCCUGGAGCCCGAGCCCCUCAAUUCCUCUGACUUCUCUGAUUGGUCCAGCUUUAAUGCCACUGGACCCUCCAGACAGGAGGAACUAGACAGCACUUCUGCCACCCCAGCCAUCUAUAGCCAGCCUCCUCGGCCCCCUGCUUCCCCUAGCCGAUCCGAGCAGCACACGAUCAUCCAUAUGGGCAGCCCUGAGCCCUUGACUCAUGCCCCAAGGAAAGUGUAUGACACACGGGACGAUGACCGGACACCAGGCCUUCACGGGGAUUGUGACGAUGACAAGUACCGCCGCCGGCCUGCCCUGGGCUGGUUAGCCCAGCUGCUCAGGAGCCGGGCUGGGUCCCGGAAGCGGCCACUGUCCCUGCUCCAGCGGGCGGGGCUGCUGCUACUGCUGGGGCUGCUGGGCUUCCUGGCCCUCCUUGCCCUCAUGUCUCGACUGGGCCGGGCUGCAGCUGAUGGUGAUCCCAAUCUGGACCCGCUCAUGAACCCUCACAUCCGUGUGGGUCCAUCCUGAGUCCUUACUCGUGGCUGGGUCAGCCUAGGACCUGGGGUCCCGAGAUGGGAAGGUUGGGGAGGCCUGGGACUCUUCUCCACUCAUCUCCCCCAAGCCUGAGACACUAAGAUCCCAGGCCCAAAGCUAGGUCCACUGGAGUGGCUGCAGGCUGGGCCUGGAGUCCUGUAGGUCAAGUAUUUGUCUUAACCUGCUUCCCUCUGAGCCUCCGGCCUCCAACCCACCCCUUAAAUGAGCAACAGGUGCAAAUAAACA